AUGUCGUGUCAGUUCUACCUCGUCGGCGAUGACAUCGUCUCCGCGCAAGCAGUGGCAGUCGAUGACAGCUGGAAAUUCGAAGACCUGCAGCGCGCAGUCGGGAGCGUGUUCCACGUUGCACAGCCAACCGGCAUUUCCUUCCACAGCCAAUCUGAAACCCUCACCUCCGUCUCCGAUAUCCUCUCCGCCUCCUCUCCCGUCGGCCUUCGCAUUGACGGCAAUGCGAUCCGAUCCCCUGAAGGCCCAGCCGGACUCCCAAUCGUCGGCAGCUUCUACGAGAUCUUCCCCGACCACCUGGGCAACCACUAUCGGCUGUUCCGGAAAUACGGCCCCGCGAUCAAAACCACCAACAUGGGCAAGACGACGUAUCUGACGGACGACCCGCGCGUCGCCGCCGUGGCGCUGGCCGAGUCGACAUACAUGACCAAGAAGAUCAACGCCGAGCACCCCCUCUGGGGCAUCAAGGACAACAGCGCGAUUUUCAUCGGCGACACGGAGACCGAGAACUGGCGGCUCGCGCACAAGUAUCUUCCCCCGGCGAUGGGGCCGAGGGCUGUAAGGCACUAUACGGGACUGAUGCAGGGGUGUGUGCGCAAGUCAUUGCCGGUCUUUGAUGAGUUGGAUGCCCGCGACGAGUCGUGGAAUGUCUACCAGUAUAUGCUGAAGCUGGCGUCGCAGACCAUCGGGUCGUUUGCGCUGGACCAGGAUUUCAAACACUUCGAGUCGCUCGAUAGCCCGCUGCAUCCGAUCGUCACGAACAUCGCUAGUAUGCUGUCGUUGAAUAAGAAGAUCACCGCCCGCGGUGAAUGGUAUCGGCAUCUGCCGUUCGGGGACCCGGCCCGGCUGCGCGAGGUCCGACAUACGGUCUACUCGCUGCUGCAGGAAGCGAUUGACCAGGUUGCUGGGUCGGGGAUGUCGGAUGCGCCGAUGAAUGAGGCCGCGUUGAAGGCAACCUGCUUUGUCGAGUACCUGUUGCAUGCGGUCGAUGACAAGGGGGAACGGUUCCCCGAGGGUCUGCUCAUGGGCAACACGCUGAUCGUCACGGGCGCCGGGUUCACCACGACGUCGACGCUCAUGUCAUGGCUGAUCUAUUGUCUGGUCACGUACGAAGGCACCCAGGACCGCCUGUACCAGGAGCUGGUUGAGAAUGGGAUCGUCGGACCGAACGGGGAACGCAACCAGACGGAAUGGACCCCGGACCUAGCGCACGGCCUGCCAUACCUGGACAGCUUCGUCAAGGAGACGCAGCGGUUGCACAACGCCUCAUUCCAGCCCGGCCGCACCACCAAGACGGAUGUCGUCUUACCUGGCGGGUACCGCCUACCGCCGGACAGUGUCAUCGUGCCGGCACUGUAUGCAAUCCACACGAACCCGAACGUCUGGCGGGACCCGUUCCGCUUUGAUCCGGACCGCUGGAGCACAGAGGAGGUCAAGAAUCGGCACCGCUGUGCGUAUAUACCCUUUGCCACGGGCCCGCGCGGGUGUAUCGGGUUUAAUUUUGCCUUGCUGGAGGUCAAGGUUUUGCUGUCGGAGCUGGUGAGUCGGUAUGAGUUUGUGCGCGAGGGUCUGGAGGCGAUCGAUUAUGACCCUGAGUUCCAGCUGAUUCGGCCGUUGAACUUUUAUGUCAGGGCCAAGCGUCGGGGGUAG
Messenger RNA from Aspergillus steynii IBT 23096, 1647 nucleotides. RefSeq names its product cytochrome P450. The transcript is spliced from 2 exons. NCBI's taxonomy places the organism in Eukaryota, Fungi, Ascomycota, Eurotiomycetes, Eurotiales, Aspergillaceae. Gene Ontology annotation, molecular function: heme binding; iron ion binding; oxidoreductase activity, acting on paired donors, with incorporation or reduction of molecular oxygen. The record is from RefSeq and is a predicted model, not a curated record. The coding region runs from base 1 to 1647 and encodes 548 amino acids.